Messenger RNA from Dictyostelium discoideum AX4, 1194 nucleotides. RefSeq lists its product as hypothetical. The coding region runs from base 1 to 1194 and encodes 397 amino acids. Lineage: Eukaryota; Evosea; Eumycetozoa; Dictyosteliales; Dictyosteliaceae. Gene Ontology annotation, molecular function: oxidoreductase activity. Gene Ontology annotation, biological process: respiratory electron transport chain; regulation of programmed cell death. The transcript is spliced from 2 exons. The record is from RefSeq and is a predicted model, not a curated record.
AUGAUUGCACUAUUAUUAUUACAAAUAAUAUUCUUUGUAGGGUAUUAUGUUAUGAGUAUUACAUUUGGACUUUUUAAAAUAUUCUUAACAUUAUUGAAAUUUAAAAAUUUAGCAAUUUCAACAUUAUGUAAUAGAAUACCAAUUGAAGAUAGAAAAAAAGUUGUAAUUGUUGGAGGUGGAUUUUCAGGUAGUAUUGUAGCACAAAAAUUAGAGAAUGAUUAUCAAGUUACAUUAAUUGAUACAAAGGAUUUCUUUGAAUUUACACCAAGUAUACUUAGAACCAUUGUUGAACCACAACAUGUUAAAAAGAUUCAAAUUUUACAUUCACAUUAUUUAAAGCAUACAAAUGUAAUUCAAAAGGAAGUAUUGGGUGUACAAUCUAGAGAGGUGAUUUUAGAUGAUAGGUCAGUUGAGUUUGACUAUUUAGUGAUAAACUCUGGCUCAAGUUAUAAUUCACCAUUUAAAGAAUCAAGUGUUGUCUCAUCAGCACGUGCAAAUACAUUACGUGAAAAUUAUUACCACAUUAGAAAGUUGAAGAGAAUUUUAAUCAUUGGUGGUGGUAUCGUUGGAGUGGAGUUGGCCGCAGAGAUAGUGGACCAUUUCAAAGGCAAGGAAGUGACAAUCGUGCAUUCACAAUCGAAAUUAAUGAACAGGUUCCCCAAGAAGACAAUACGUUACACUGAGGAAUUCUUACAAAAGCGUGGUGUUAAAUUGAUUUAUAAUGAACGUGUUGUGGCUCAUAGGGGUCAAACAUUCAUAACCGAUCAGGGUAGUGAGAUCAUUGCUGAGCAAGCGUUCCUUUGUACUGGUAUCGCACCAAAUUCAAAUUUCAUUAAAAACAGCUACCCCGAUGCCAUCUCUGAGAAUGGUUACAUCAAAGCUAACGACCAACUCCAGAUGGCCGGCACUACAUUCUAUCGUAAUAUCUUUGUGUCUGGUGACGUCUUACAUGUACGUGAAGAGAAGUUAGCCCAAACUGCUGAAUGCACAGCUUCAAUAGUGGUCAAUAAUAUCAAUGCAAUGGAAAGUCGUUGUGAACAUAAAAUGCAAUCUUAUAAACCUUUUGCAAAACCUGUUUUAAUAAGUCUUGGAAAAUAUUCUGCUAUCUUUGUUUAUAAAGAUUACUCAAUAACUGGUUUCUUACCAGCUUUAUUAAAACAAGCUGUUGAAUUUAAAACAAUGGUUAGAUAUUAA